AUGUGCGAAUCGAGAAAGGAACGCAAGACAGCCCGCGUUGGUGUGUGGAAGAGGAAGGACAGAGAGAAGGGGCGUCGUGAGGCAGAACCGUGGAUGCUGUCAGGGGUAGCUAAACGACCGGUCUCAAUGGAGUCGAAGCUUCCCCCGCAGCUAAAGCCGCCACAUCCGUGCGAGAAUGAUAUGAAGGCAUUCAUCACUGCGCUACCGAAGAGCGUUAAGAGACGCGUUCAGGCACUAAAAAAACUGCAGGCCGAAGGUAUCAGUAUUGAAUCACAGUUCUAUGAGCGCGUCCAUCAACUGGAGGCGGAAUUCGCUCCACUCUUCAAUGACCUCAGUUCCAAGGUUGCUCACUUGCAUUUUACUAAAUCUUUGGAUUUUUCAUUUUCGUAG
This is a messenger RNA of Gongylonema pulchrum, 390 nucleotides long. The record is from the annotation of a GenBank genome assembly. NCBI's taxonomy places the organism in Eukaryota, Metazoa, Nematoda, Chromadorea, Rhabditida, Gongylonematidae.